AUCGAAUCACUACGAACGAGGUUAAAAUUGUAAGAGCCAGGAGCGCGCUGCUCUCUCCAGCUAUCAGCUCUGCCUAAACGGCAGUGGCUCUCUUGCCGAAUCAGUGUGCCGUGAGUUGUUCCGGGCGAGAGGAUUAAAUGCGGUAAUUUCACGUAUCGGAUCGUGGUGUUCCCGAAUUCUCGCGGGUUAAAGGACGAGGCAGACGGAACGGGGACGGCGAGAAAUCACUGGUUUUUCUUUCCUCGGCGCAAGCACUCGGACGCGCGCCACUCCUGGACUCCUUUGCAGACAUACACGUAUUUAUUAGUCCACUGCCAAAAACGGGCAGCCUGAUGACAGUGAUGAGUGUUUCUUUGCUUGUGUUCGUCAUCGUGGCCGUUGUUCGAGGCUUACGUGACUGUGACCGUGACUGCUGUGCCGCCACCACCGUGAUGUGCUUCGUAAACUCGGCCGACAAGGAGAUGCUGAGGACGUGGCAUGUGGACUCGCCUAAAUGGUGGCUCUAAGGGGUCCCAUAGGAAAGCAUGAGGGAAAGAACACCCUCUGCCGACGACACCCCGAAAAGGGCCCCACCAGCGCCACCAAGAGAAGCAGCUUCGGCAGACGUGACUGGUAGCAAGACGAGCAGCGAGGCAGUAGAGGCUUUUGGCGCAGCGAAAUUUUCCCCGGCAACGACGGCGUCGUCCAAGACGACGGCAGCGUCGUCCCCAUCGAGCGUCGACGCCAGUAUGGUCGCUUCUACACACAAUCUCGACGACCUGGGCGUGAGCCAUCCUGCCAGCGCGAAUAGCGACCGUCAGCAGCAAGAGAAGCACGGACACACUUACAGAUCCGCUCAGACAGCUCAGGAUAAAAGGAGCAGACUCAGUAACGUGAUCAAUAAUCUGAGGAAAAAGGUUCCUGACUCGAAAAACGGUGACUCGCCGAGGAAAGAGGAGGACGACAGGAACAGCGUGGAGAGAAACCUGGAAACCCUAGAAAAGUAUGUGAUGACUGUGUUGAAUGGUGUGAUCAAGGACGAGGAGGAUGACGAUAGAGAGGUAAGUAGAAAAAAGGAGACUGAGAAGGGCAAGGAGCUGAAGAAACUGGCCGAGGACCAGGAGGAUGAGGAUUUCAAUGGUCCAGCAGCCAAGUUUGAGCCUUCGAAGCCGAACGAGAGCAGGACAGAGGCUGCUGUGUUCCUGUCAGAGCAACUUGACAAGCCCGAAGCUAAGGAAUCCUCAUUGGAACGCCAAAAAGUAGAUUGCAGAACCGAGAAUUCGCUGAGGAACGAGGAAUUCGGUUAUCUAGGACUGAAAGAGAGUCAAGAGAGUCUGCCUGACGGUAUCAGUGAGGAGAAGGAGUCGUUGAAAGUCGAGACAGUGGACGAAAAAGACGUUUACCGGGGUAACAAGUGUUCUUCCAAAGAGAUAAAAUCCGAGGAACAUUCGCAAGCGGUGAAAAACGAUGGCCUGGAAGAGGAAAAGAAGGAAAAUCGCUCGCUAGGAACGAUCAUCAUGGAGAGGCUGACCGAGAAUCAGUCCGAGGAUAAGACCAACGUCGAAGCUGUUAAAGAAGACUGCAAAGAGUUCGUUCCUGAGAACGCGGAACUCCGGAAUGUAUGCAGAGACCUGCUGAAUGACCUGUUGAGCGGCAUCAAUCAACUGAUCGACGAGAACAGUCAGAGCAAAGAGGAAACGAGGAUGUUGGACAGUUCUACGGAGGAACCUAAAGAUACCAGAACUCAGGACUUCUCCAUGACGAGUCUGCACUGCAGUCUGCCCUUGGACAAAGUGGCUUCUGUAUUGCAGAAUUGUCAGACGAGCGAACUGACUGCGCCCCAGUCGCCUUCUUCGUCGUCUUCUUCCUCCCAGGGUUCGAAGUCUCCCUGUAAACCACCUUCACCCACUGUCAGGCACCUCUGCUUGUACUGUGAUCGCAAGUUCAUGUCGAUAUCUCUGAGGCAACGACACACCGAAAGGGUUCAUCAGCAGGGCGGUGGCAGGAGAUCGGAGAGGAACUCGAGGAAACCGUUACAGAACUGUCAGUAUUGCUCCGACAAAUGCGCAGAGAGCUUGGAGGGCCUGUUCCAGCACAUGGUUGGCAGCCAUGGGGACAAGUACCACGCCUGCCUGCAGUGCGCUACCAGGUACCUCACCAGGGAGGCUCUGGCGGGGCACAUGAGCGAGAAUCAUGGCGUCAAUGUGGAGAGGAACUUUCAGAUUCAGGAGAAGAUGAAGGAACCUUCCCCUUGCAAGGAACUAGGCAACCAAAGUCCCCGUGAGAGAGCAGACCCCCCAAGCUCCAAAGAGAGGAGACCUGAGGACACUGACCACGAACACCGAGCGGAGACCAUCCUCUAUCCAGCGAAGGACAACUUCAGUAACCCGGGCAGCCCUGAGUUCGACAGCUCUUUCUACAGCAGCGUGAGCUGUAAUAUCCGAGAGAACCUGCUUCAUCAUCUGGAUGGUAAACUGCAGAGCUCGUCGUCGACCGUCACGUCCAGCAGCUCGUCGAUAGUGGACGCGAAACCUCAGCAGCAACCUCAACAACAACAGCAGCAGCAAUCUUUCUACGAGCACAACGUCAACCAAAUCCAGUUCCCCAUAGACAUUUCGUUAACAGCCGCAACUCCGGUUUAUUCUAAGGACUACGGUAACGAGGAGUACGAGAACAAUAGCGAAUACGCGCAGAAACCUGGCAAGAGUAACAGAUCCCAUCAUAGAAGAGUGUCCUUCGAGAAGUACAACUUUCCCAGGAAGUAUGACGGGAAGGAGCAAUGGACUUGCUCUAUAAAGGACCUUAGUAAGUUCGAUAUCUCUACCCAAUUGUCCCUGAGGAAGAAGCAGCAGCUGCUGAAGGAGCAUCUUAGUCUAAACAGGCUGCAUCAGAUCACUCUGCUCGAAGCUUCCGAGAUUGUUCAAGACGAGCAGAAUCUUAGCUCGAGAAAUCUCGACGAGUCUGGAAACACGAAUGAGCCUUCGCUUGUCGCAAACAGCCCAGACGUUGACCAGACGUCCGGCUGUGAGGCUCCCAAGUUAACCGAGAAGAAGGUUGAUAGUUGCGAAGCAAAGUCACAUCAGGCUGCCGACUUCACUUUCGAGUUUGGCAACUUCCUCAGGCUGAGGAAAUGGGACGAGAAUACGUCGAUGGAGGCAGCCAAGAAACAGGAAGUUAUUUACGCCGAGCUGACUGGAGAGUGGUCCAGGCCGAGGGUUUACAUCUGCGGCGCCUGCGCCUCCAAACAUUUGACUCUGAAGGAAAUGGAGGACCACAAGGUGAUCACGCAUCCGAACGUCUGGUGCUCGCAUUUCGAGUUCUCCGGUGACCAGAGGGAGCUCUACAAACACCUGUUUCUACCGGGAAAGGACAUGCCCACAGCGAAAGCGAAGUCGGCCAUCUUGGUGGAGAAGGUGUGCACCAAGUGUUCCAAGAAUUGCAGCACUCUGUCAGAGUUGCACAGGCAUAUGCUAGAGUGCGGGGGAGACCAGGCCUGGUUGUUAGGACUAUUUGGAAAUGGGAAGAAGAAGUGCAAGUGGAGACCGUUUGGCAGUCGCAGUAGAAGGCGAAGGCAGCGUGGUAUGAAGAGGAACAUCCAGAAUUCGCAAACUCCGAGGGUGAACACCCCCAAAGAGAAGCAACCCACGGGGCCGAGAGUCAGGCCUAGUGACAGAGAGAGCAUACAAAAGAUGCUGGCCAAUUUACCUCCCAAGAGGGCUACCAGGAAGGUAUUGCAGGAUAAUACACUGAGGACACAGGGUAGACUACGUACCGUGCAAACCAGAACGAGACCGCGAAUGGUCGGUGACAAUUCCAGCGCCUCGCGAAUGUCCAGGAAUAAAGCUGCCCUGAGGAAUAAGCUGCUGAAGAACGCGAAGUCGAUUCAGCGGAAUCGUUGUCGAAUCGAUAACAUCUCAGCCGUGAUCGAGAGCGUGGUAAGGAACUACAGUUUGGAUGAGAAGAAGCCCGACGAAGAGAAGAACGGGAAUGGAGAAAAGACCGAGGUUGAAAAAGAGACCAAAGAGAAGCCGAUGGAAAAAUGCUACUCCGUUAAAGAAGACGGUACACCGGACGAAAGAGGUAACAGAACAAAGAUGGCGAGGGCGCCCAGAGUGCUGGGGAAAAAGAGAAAUCUCAAGACGAAGUACGGCACUAUGAAGAGUUUGGAUCAAGCGAAGAAAACGGGUAUCCUAAAGGUUAAGGCUAGGGCAGCGUUGAAGAAUCUUCCGGAGACAAAGGCAGAGGCGUCCAGCGAAGGCACGAGGGCGUUGAAAGGGAUGAAAACUCCGCCGAAAAGCGUGGAGAAGGAAGCAGAGGUGGAUGGAACAGAAGCUAGUCCAGGGGAAGCGAAAUCCCCCAGUUUGUCUGCGAAGAACAAAUCAACCACUCAAACCACCCCUAAAAGGAAGCGGCCAGUGGAUCCCGUUGCCUCCUUCAACGCUUCCCUCAAGGCCAAGUCCCAGCUGAGGACGCAGGAUGGAAAGUUCGCCAGGAACCCUAACAAGGAGCCACUGUCCCCCCUGAAAUGUCCCGAGCCCCGGUGCCCCAAGGUCAGGAGCAAUGAAACUAGUCCAGAGCCGUCUUUCACCAGGUCCAAGCUGAGGGCCAUUUCCAAGUGCAAGAACGGCGAUCAGCUGCCGAAAAGGACCACCAGGCUGUCCUCCGACAGCGACAAGAUGCCCACGUUGGAGCCCGCUGUUCAGAUGACCUCCAGUACCGAGGAAUUCCCCGAGACCACCAACGACCUGCCAAUCCUGUCCCCAGCCACGUCAGGCGCCGGUCCGGAAAAGAUGCUGCGUGGCAAAAGCCUGGUCAGCAAGUGUCUGAACCUGGACGACAAAAACAGCCCGAAGAAGGAGGAGAACCGAGAACCGGAGGCGCAAAGCGAAGCUGGUAGCAGCGUGCAGCAGGAUGACAGGGAUCAGAAGCCUGGCAAAGGCAGGCGAUCGAAAAGCGACUCGAAGAAUUUCGAUAAAAACGCAGAAAAUGUGGUUACAAAGACUGAUGCCCCUAAAGAAGGAGCUAAAGGAGUGGUUAAGGAGAAAUUCAAGAGAAAAAGUGUACCUGCGAGAAUGUUAAACGUCGAAGAGAAGAGAGGCACGCUGAAGAGCCCAGAAGAGGCGUGUGCGAGGAAAGACGCGAGGCAGAAGAAGGAAGAGGGAAAGUUGGAGACCAGGAGCAACGCUAAGACAAAGCUGGAGAGAAUAUUGGACGAUGACGGUCCAAUAAAGAUCCAGAACGUGCCGUUCGAGGUGAAGAAGCUGAUAGGAUCGGAUAGCAGGGACGAGCUGCUAACUAAGUUGGUCCUCACUUCCAGGGGCAGUACUUCCAGGCGGUGUCUCAGGCAGCCUGUGCCUAGAUUCGCGUUCGAGCAGAGCAAGGGUAAACUGCGGAGGGAUCUGGAGACGGAGAAGGGGAAACAGGACUCGGGAUUGAUACCUGAGGUCUCCUCGAAGAAGAAGUUCGAUGCUAGGAGGAAGUCGCUGAGAAACACGUAUAAGAAGGACAGGCUGGCGUCGAAGGAUGACAAGGUGGUGCUGAUGGAGACGAACAAGAUCAGAGAUGCUGUGAACGAGGUGAAAACGGCAGUCAGGGGACGGAGGAGCAGUAGUCAGUGCAGUGAGAGUAAAUCGGUGACCAGUUCCAAUCAGGUGUCAUCGUCGGAUGGUCAGACCAAGUCGGAGACCGAGCUGACAGCUCAGAAUACCGACAAGAGGCAGACCAGGGGUUCGUUGUUGAACUCCACCGAGGAGGAGACUCAGAACGAGCCUGCUGAGGUGACCUUGAAGAAGAACACGCUUGGGAAGAGACGCGGCAGAAUCAAAUCCAGCAACGACACGGUUGACAAGAAGAACACCGAGGUGACCCAGGCAAAGGGCGAGGAAGCCGAGAAAAAUAACUGCAACGAGCUGGUCGAUAAGGCUAAAUCGGUGGAUCAGAGCGAAGCGAGCUGCGAUGACAAAGGAGACGCGUCAGCGGGAGAAAUUAGAGACGAGAGACAAGGAGGAAGCGAGAAGGUGUCAAAGAGCGAGAAAGAGCAGCACAAAACUGAUACUUCGGGAAAGACUGAAGCGACCAAAAUAAACGAGAAUUUGAAUCAUUUGCAGGUGGAAACGAGCAACUCUAUGGACAGUGGGAAGGAGAACACGUUGGAGAGACCCGCGCCUGUCCAGAAGUUGAAAGUUGGCAGACCCAGAAAGUCUUGGGGACCUAAGAAAGAGAGGGCGUCUAAGAGGUCCUUGAAUAACGUGAUUGGCAUCCUCACGGAGGGAAUGAACAUACCUCAGGAGACUCAGCAAAGUGUCCUAAAUGUCCAGGUAACCCUGAGCAACGUAGACUCUGGCGAGCCUCCCCAGAGUGGCACUCAGCAGCCUGAUAACGAAGCUAUUAGGUCGCAGAACGUUGAUAUCCCCAAAAACACUGUAGAACCAUCCAACAACCCUGAUCAGUCGGACAAGAAAACGAAUUGCAUAGAAAAUACCUCGCAGGAAGAUCCGAAGCAACUCGAGGCAUCAGAGGAGACACCUUCCAGUGAUCAGAACGCUGAGAAGCCUGAAGAAAGCAGCGAAAAGCUCGAGGUUUCCUCCAAAGACUCCAAAGAACAGUCACCAGCUAAUGACAUCAUCCUAGACUUGUCCAGGAGGAAACAAAAAGGCAAAGGAUCAUUUUUGGAGAAGAUUGUGUCAAAGAUAGCUAAACAAAAGGACGCUUUGUUGGAAGGGGAGGUUGGCUCUCUGUUGGAUACAGCUGCUGAUGAACUCACCAGUAUUCUGGACGAAGUUGGGCCUGGUUUCCCAGAGAACGCGGAGAAUCCAAGCGAAACCAAGGACAGGAUGAGAACAGAGAAGAAGGUUGAAGAUAAACAAGAUGUUGAAGAAUCCACCGAUGACACUCGACAGGAUGUCAACGUUGAUAGCGAGGAAACAGAGGUAAUCCCAGAGAAGGUGCUUCCCGAGGAAUUGGAGAAUAACGUAGAGAAGCCUAGCCAAGAAGAGAAAGUGCCCAGUCCAGAAAUUGUCAAGUCCCAAGAUGACACUGCGUUGCCAAAUGAAGAUCCUGACAUCAAGGAAAUUCCUUCUUUGGCAGAGAAGGAAGCUCGCACCGAUUCCUCCUCGCCGAGAAUUCAAGAAGAAGUCGUUUCUGUCGAGACCAGUCCUGUUCUAAAUGAAAUUCAAUUACCUGUCAUAGAAAAUGUUUCGAAACCUUCGGUAAUUAACACCGCAGACGCGUCUUUGUUAAAAAUGGGAGAGGAACCGACGAGAAAGCGCGAAGAGGUAGUGGAAGAAGUAAAAAUCAAAAGGAGAUCGAAGAAACGGUCAUUGGAAGGGAAACCCCUCAGGAAGAACAAGAGAAAAUCUAUCGAACCGCUGAAUAAUUCCGAAGAGAAUCUGAUCUCCGAGGAUCUGUAUCUGGCCGACGUGAUGAAACAAAUUGAAAAAUCAAAACAAGUGCCUUCUAUCAAAGAAAAUAUUCAGACCAAUUUGUCUUUCGAAACUAACGCGGACAAAGUGCAGUCUGAUAGAAAUAAGGGUGUCAGUGAGGAACCCGAAGCAAAGAAUCCGACUGACAACAAAGUCGCGGAUAAUGAUAAAAUAAAUGAAAAUUCCGAUGAAAAUAAGCAGGAAUCCAAAAUUGAUUCUGAGAAAGACGAAAGCGAAGAUGUAAAGACAAACGAGAAAGCAGAAGAGAUUAUUCAAGCUGUAGGUAUAACGAAGAGCAAAGAAGAAGUUGAAAUAAAUAAUGAGGAAAAGAGCUCUUUGUCCUUAAGGAUAUCUGGAAAGAGAAAAUCCUAUGUAGAAAUCCCGGUUCAGACUGAACAUCCAAUCAAGAGAUCCUACAAGAGGAAAUCACUGCAAGAGGAGAAGGUAAGUCAGCUUUCCGAAGAGGAGACAGUGUCCAAAAUGGAUUCCGUUGAAGCAAAGGAGCAUCCUGUGGGCGCGGUGACGUCUGAGAAUAUUAAAGGACGAGGAAGAAGAAGGUCUUUCAGAACGAAAUCCGUGGUUCAACCCAAGAACGAGGAAAAGCCUCAAAAGGAAAUUGAAAAUAACCCUGUCAUCAGUAUUAAUAACGUCGCUUCAACUAAAAAUGUUGAAUCACCCUCGGAAAAGUGUCCUGAAAAAUCUGAAACUGCGAACGAUGAGACUCCAGAGCAAACGACUUCGUUGGAUAAUCCGAAAAAGUCAGAAGCAAUUCCAGAAAACGUUUCCUUGGAGAACGCAGAGACUCAAAUAACAAACAAAGAGAAAGUCGCUGAAAAUCCUCCAGCAAUCGAGCCAGAGAAGGUUGAACAGCCCCCAGUUGCACCCAAAGUACCAAAAAAGCGCGGGAGGAAGAAGAAAUGCUUGGUAGACCAAACGCAGGCACAAGGCUCUUCUCAAGAAAAUAAUUGCGUUACAGGACACGAAUCAGUCACGACAUAUCAGCUUCCCCCAAGAAGAUCGCUAAGAACGUGCAGAUUCAACGAGGAGCUCGAGAACCAGAGCAAGAACUUCAACAGUCUGACUAAUCCUCAGGUAUCUUCGCAAAACUUGGAGCAGUUCAAGGUUCCAGAGGUGAGCGAGGUUCUGCAACACACGAAGAAAAGAACCUACAAGAGAAGAUCGACUACCGACGAGAACUCGGACACCCAGAACAGUUACACUCCAACGGAGCCCGAAGUGAACAGCGUGGAAUCUCCGGAGCCAAGCAAGAGCUUGGAAAAGGAGGAACAGCAAGAAAACUCUUAUCAGAAAAAUUGCUCCGAAGGUCGAAAACGUUUCUCCCGAAGUUCCACUCGCAAGCAAUCGGAUCUUGAGAGAUCGAGUUCCUCUGGCUCCAUUGGUUUGACCCAGAUUAAUAGAACGAGAUCAUCGAAGAGGAAGCAGUUCACCUCGGAGGACCUGUCAGGCCGUGAGAGCCUGAACCAACGAGCCGAGAGUACGGAUAAUCUGUCAGAGACAUCGUGCGUGAGUGAGUCCAGCUACUUCAGGAAGAAACGCUUCUCUAAGAAGAAGAAGGAACUUCAGAAGACAUCGGAAAACGUGCAGACGUCCGUCACCGACCUAGACUCUGCCAAUACGGAGAAGAGCACGGAUAGAAGGCAGAGCUUGAACAGGAGGGCGAAGAAAAAUAUAUCCUUCUUCGCGGAAUUCUAUCUGAUGGACGAAUUCGACAUUUCAAUGGACAUCCAAGAUUGCGCGCCUCAAAAGGACAACACUGCAAGGGACAGUGCCAGUCCGAAAUUGACAGCCGAGUUGCCAGCCGCGGAGGACAAACUGGAAGAAGCUAGCUCGACUGAAGUUUGUAAUCAGAAACCAGAGGAGGACGUUGGAAAGCAGGACGAAGAACUACCCGAAGCUCUGAAGAAGUUCGAUAUAGAGUUCGAAGGGGAAGAUGUGGAAGAUGUGUUGAAAUUGGAUAUGAAGUUGGACAGUUUGUUACAGGUCCAAGACGAUUUCAAGCUGUCAACUGUGGAGGAUAAGCUGGCUGAAGAAGCUGCUUCGAAUGAAAUGUUUAAUGAACAGCCUGAAGAGGAAGCUACGAAGCCAGACGAGGAAGUAGCUGAAGCUUUAAACAAAUUUGACAUAGGGUUUGAAGAAGUUGACGAGGAACCUAAACUGCCAACUGUGGAGGAUCAGCUGAACGACGAAGUUAGCUCGAAUGAAAUAUUCGAUCAACAGCCUGAAGAAGAUGCUACGGAAAAGAACGAAGAAGUAGCCGAAGCUUUCAAAAAAUUAGAUAUAGAGGCUGAAGAGGAAGAGAAGGUCGACGAGGAACCUAAGCUACAAGCUGUGGAAGAUAAACUGACGAAGGAAGCUGAUUUGACUGAAAUUUUUAAUCAAGAAACGGAAGAGGACGCGACUAAACAGGACGAUGAGCUGCCUGAAGCUCUGAAGAAGUACGAUAUAGAGUUCGAGGAGGACGACGAUGACGAGGACGAACUGAAAUUGGACAUGAAGCUUGACAGCUUCCUGCAAACUCAAGACGACUUUCAGGCUCCAAAGAAGAGGACAGCUGGUAAUUACGUGGUGGUUCAUAAGACAACAGGGGAAAUCCUGAUCGUGGAAAAGAGGAAAAAAUUGACGAAAGAGGCUGCCAAGUUUUUCUGCGAUGUCUGCACUACCAGCUUCACCAGGAAGAGUUCUCUGAAGAAGCAUAACCAGUCUCAAUCGCAUUUAAUCCAAAUGGCCAAGUCCAAGAAGGAUAAGACGUCUGUAGGGGACUGUGAGAACAUGGAUGACACUUGCAGCAUUGGUCAGAAUGAUAUUUCCAGCGACGAAAACAGAAGCUUAACCGAUGAGGUAAUGAACGUGUCCAUAGACUCCAAGGAUGAACAUAAAGAGGUGGAUUCCUCGGCAUCCAGCAUUAAUCAGAAGGAACUAGAACCAGUCCAGAACGAUCUUUGUUUCACUAGCCCGCUACAGCAGGACUCCUUGAUGGAUGCUCAGUCUACUCAUCAGCAUAUCCUCGAAGACGAAUUGUUGGACGAGGAAAUUUGCAAGAUCACCGAAAAUAUGAGCCACGAUGAAUAUGUUCUGACAGAUCAAGUGAGUCCCGAGCCAGAAUCCACGUCCACGCCUAUAAAAAUGGACACCAAGAAGCUGGAGGAAAUUGGAAAGAAGAGCGCGAGGAAACACGAGAAGAAGAAGGAAAAGUCGAAGAAGAAGAACCUAAUCGAUAAGCAAAUCAUCCUGGACAGUCCUGAGUUGCAAACCUCUACAGACUCAACGUUGGUAACUGUUCUAAAUUCGAAUAUGUCUAUUAAAAUUUCAAAGGUCCCACACUCGAAUAUCCCAGAGCCUAACGCAGACAAGGGUAUUUUAAAUGAUUCACUUGUAGAUUCUGGUGCGAGCAAUAUAGAACUAGCAGCGGAUAUUUCCGAAGCGAAAGAAAAUAGCUUCCAAGCGGACUGUUCAGAGUGUGUUCCAAGGCUGCAAGGAAGCCAGGACGUGGACAUGGAAGUGGAGGAUGCUCUGCGGACGGAGAUAAACAAAAUCGUAGAAGACGAUAGCAUAUACAAAUUAGAUUCCGAGGACAAGACUGAGAAUUUUUCAAGAGUUAGGUUAAACGAUAAAGACAGCGAGGAAAGUCAGCCUCACGAACGUUUGAGCUUGAAGUUCACCAUAAAUAAACGUAGUAUAGAAGCUUGUAAGGAAGUCGAUAAGAACAAUAGUAAUUUCCAAGUAAGUUAUUCGAGCACGCUCGAAAGAGGAUCCGAGAGCAUUAAUUGCAAUUCUGAGAAUGAUUAUGAGAAUAUAUGCGGCGUACAAGUUGAACCCCUCGAACAAUGGAGCUAUUCUAAAUUAGAAAUUGAUGAAUUUAAUCAAGACUCGAGUCCCAAUUUACUCGAUAGCAAAGAAAGUAGGAGUCCGGAAGACGUCAAAGAACUGGAAGUUUCCAAAGUACAAAACCUUGCUGAAGAAAGUAUGAAAGAGAGUCAUAUGGAGCUGGAUGACGAAAGUGAUCAGCAAACUCCUGUCAUCGACGAUAGAGUUCAAAACGAGAGACAGAACGAACCAGUGAAACGUCAUGGAAAAUCAAGGAGAGGCAGAACCAAAAGACACCUAGAAGAGGUUGAGAAUGGCUCAGAGAAUAGAAUAACGAGUAAUCAAAAAUCAGUUGACUGUUCUGAAACAUUUAGUAUGAACGAAAAGUUAGAGUGUUCGAAUGAGAAUGACAAUGAUAAUGAUAAUGAUAAUGAGAAUGAGAAUGAGAAUGAAAAUGAUUCUAACAGAUCAGAAAUUAUAGAUGAACCAGAGAUGAGGAAGUUUUCUGAGUCUUUGGAGGAGACUGUCAACUUGGAACAUUCAGAACAUUCUGGACAGGAACAUUUCUCUUCUGACGAGAGGACCGAGUCAUCGGAGGAAAAGAUCGAGUCGUUCCAUUCUAUGGACGACGACGAAGCCUCGUCAUCGUCCAGUCUAGCAGACAAACCUUUGUCACAGAUCCUAUUAGAGAGAGAGGAGAAGCUGGAAGCGUACAAGAAUCAGAUAAAGGAACGAGAGUCUUCCACGCCGAAGGAUCCCGACGAUGAACGGAACCCCGAGGAGGAAUCGGGGAUGAACAAUAUCUACUCUGAAGCCAACGAAUGUGAUAUCGACGAGAAUUCUUUAGACGCUAACGAAUCAAUUGACACUCGGAAGUUCGAUGACAAGAAGUUGACGGACGAUGAGCAGGCUGAACUGCAGAUCGCGUCGGAGGAAGAAUGCUCGAACGAGGAAGAAAGCUCGAAGACGAUGAGAGACUGUGACAAAUACUCCAAGAUCUCGUCGGAGUCUGACAACAGCGAAGCAAUCCCGCCGGUAAAGAAUGUUUCAACUGACAAAGAGUCUCGAGACACGAUAGAGCCGAAAGUAGUCAGCAGUAGCCGCAAAUCGAGCACCAGUGAUCGUCAGAGUUCGAGCAAGAAGGUGUCGAGGAGUCACAAAAGUUCGAAUAAAGACAGCCAUAAGAGAUCGAGGAGUAAGAAGAACUCUAUAAGAGCCGAAAUCGCUAUUCUAACCAGCGAGAGCGAUGACAGCGAGAACGAGGACAAAAUCGAGUCUCAGAAUAAGAGCAAGAUAGUGAAAAGCGUGUUUGGCAGAGUUUUCGGCGGCGAGAAGACGGAUAAAGUGAAAGAAGUGCUAAAUGACUGGGUAUCCAAAUCGGAGGAUGAUUCAGACGUCUCUAGGACAGGCUUCAGAUCUUCCAGCUCCAACGAAGUGAAGAUUAAAGAACACUCGGUUGAUAAGAACGCGAAGAGACACUCGGUUUCGUCGUCCAUACCUUCUAGUCCUAAGAAACGUUCCGGGAAGAGGUCAAAGAAAAGCUGCUCCUCGGACAGAGCCAAAGAGAAGAACCUAAUCUACGAGAACCAGGGCGAGCAUCGUUCUGGAAAACACGCCAAGUCGAAGAACAGCUCUAACCGGAAGAAGUACGACACAGACGCGUCGAACGGCUGUUUCCUGUUCCUACCAUCGACCAAGUGCAGACUGAGCAAAAAGAGGGCGGAAGAAUUAAUCUCCAGGACCUUCGAGGACGAUUUCUUCGACAGCAACGUGAACAAGAGUCAGAGAUCAUUGAAACACAAGGAACCAAACUAUGGGCUGAGAAAUCAAGGCAAACCUGACCUGUCCAUCAAGGAUAGUGGAUAUGGAUCCUUCAACUACGACGAGGAUUCUUCCAAAAUGGGUCUCUUGGAGAACUCGAUGGAAGAUGAUCAAAGAACUGGCAAGAGGAGAAAAUUAUCGUCUUCUAGAAAGAGCAAAGACAAAAACAACGAGGAGACUUGGAAGGAUCCGAUGACGGAUAAAAAGGCUUCAAAGAAUUCCAAAGAGUCGGGCAACGAGGACAGUUUGAACAAGGAUCUUCCUGAAAGGGAACCCCUAGCUAACAGACUCUCGGUCGACCUUGAAUCUUCCCAUAGCUGCAGCAGCCUGGCACCCAGUAGCGUGAGGAAUAGGUCUCCAAGCAUGGACAGAAACUCGCAGACCACCAGGGACACUGACAUAAACGAUGAGGAUGGUGAGGACAUGGGUCACCGACGGAUAUCCCCUUUGUUCAUCUGCGGAACACCCAGGAGCUACGCGGAGGACAGCUCUAACAGUGAAAACGAAGAGGAAGAUGAGAACUUGACUGUCAACGAAACUGCGAGUAGGAAGAGGAGUUCCAGCGAGUUCUCUGGUGAGAAAAUCGUGAUUAGGUCGCCUUCUUCGACCCACAAAGGCGAAGUGGUCACCAUUGCACCAACUGACGCCAUUGAGGACAAUGCCUUGGACGUGCCGCAAGAGAUAGAGGCAACGAAACCUAGACAGGGCAAAGUUCUGAACUUCGACGAGGAGCUGUUUGUUGAGUGUUGCUCUAGGUUGAAAGCCACCACUGAGAACGAGCUCAGAGGUGCUAAGAAGAUCAAGUUGGAUCAUAAUGAGGGUUAUCAUAAGAAGGAUGAUCAACAGCAAGGGUUUAGGGGACCCAGGGAUCGAUGGAGGGAUGUGGAGAGCCAAAAUAGUCUGGGAAGUCUGUUGGAGUCCGUAAACCAGUUACUGGGCGAGGAGGUGUACAGUACCAGGGAAAGGGAUUACCCGAAACGGGGCGGUAGAAAUCCGAGAAGCGAACACUCCAGCAGAUCGGUCAGCCCUGACAUAUCCAAAGCCGACAACCUGGGCUACGAGGAUAGUCUGGAUGUUGCGUUCGAGCAUAACAACAAGCUCAGGGACAAGAUCCAGCAGCGCAUGAGGGAGAGCGAAAGUCUGAUAGCCAGCACGUUCAGCCAGAAGAACAGCAAUGACAUUGUGCGUGGGCAUCAUCCUUCCAAGAAUAACGAACGGGACACCCUGAGAAAUUCAUAUUCUAAUCUCCAGGGUCAGAGACACCUGUCGAGUGCAAAUCUGUCGAACGGGGGCUACAAUGACUCUGUACAUGUCGGGGAACUGCGGGAAGAACAGGCCACUGGGAAGAUGAACCUAGAUUCCUCGAGUCUGAAGGGCAAAAUGAACUCGUCAUUGGGUGGUUUACUAGACAAGGCAUUGUCCAACUUACUGCAUAGCAAUGAAAAGCAUGAUCACAAUGGAUCCACGCCAAUGAAAGUUCUGGCAGAGCUGGCAUGUGCACGAGCCCCAACAUCCACAGCUGGGGAACAAGUAUCCCAGGAAGUGAUGCAACCCGUGAAGACUUCUUUAAAUAAAGAUUCACCACCAAGCGCGAGUUCCUUAGCCAUGCCCAAAGAGGUGCAGAAAAAAUCUAGAAACCCUAUCAAGGAACUUUUCGAGAGGAAGAAGGAGAUGAACGAAAGGAAACAACAGGAAAAGUCGAAGACAGAGGCAGCCCUUCGAGAACUAAAUGCACACAGACAACGUAAAACUAAGAAGACCAAGAAGCACCAGGACUUCCCUCUGAUCCGUCGUAACGAACAUGGAGGUCUAGUCGAAAGGAAGAAACGUCGUGAUGGAUUUGAAAGAAAAGAGGAAUUCGUUUCAAAUAGGAUUAAAGACGUGUAUGAGUUCGACGAGGAAGAGAGUCAAAUAGAACCUAAUUUGCGCAGUGUUUUGUCUUACAGGAGCAAACCAGGCUAUGAAGUUAGCUGUUUGAAGACUAAAGAGGUGGAUGUGGCUAGAUUAAUGUCCAAAGCCAUUGGAGAUAGUUUAGAGAAUGGGAAAGCUGGCGAUGCCUUGAGUACCAGAUUGGAGUCCAUAAUCGACCGGAAGUUGAAGGAACUGGAGAAAUUUGCUCCAAAAACCAAGGGUGCUUUGAAGGCCUUUCAGGGAGAAGAGCAACAACGACAUGUCACUGGACCUAUGGACGAGUUUGUAGAAAGGAAGCAGACAAAAGGCAAAAGAACCAUGGAGCCAUCUUUGAAACAUUCGAAGCUGAAAAAGCGUACCAAAAAUCCUAAGAAGAAGACUAGAAACGCUUGGUACGAGAACGACAGCUCUGAUGAGUACAGAACUGUAGUAAAGACUGAGGAUGUGGGUGUAGGUAUAUCAAAGAGUCAGAGAACAUGCUCGAAGGGAAAACAGAAUAUUUUUGCAGAGUUGUACACUUCGUCGGAAAGUGAGUUUGAGGAUGGAGAUGUGAACUAUGAGUCCAGAAGGCAGAGAAAAGUACAGAACAGCAAACCGGCAACAGAAUUAGAAAACGUGGAACAGAAUGAAGAAUUGGUUAAUAAGUAUUCUUCCGAUAACGAAGAUCACGUAGACGAUUGGAGCAAUCAGAGUUCGAAAAAUGACGUUACUAAGCAUGAUUGUGAUAACAAGAAAUCCGAAUCGGAGAUGUCAGAUCAUCCUUUGGUUAUCGAUGAAAAGAAAGACGUGGACGAACAAAGAAACAGUGACGAUGAAACUGAAAAUCAGUAUGAACGGAACUAUGAAAUGGAUGAUUUAUAUAGAGAAGACAGCUCCAUCGUCGAUUCAGACGCAGAAGAGCCAGUAUCUACAGAAGCACCAAAAGCUCCAGAAGAGUUCAGGGCAAAAAGUCCAAGCUUGCCGCGAGAAAAGACUGAUAUUAAAACAAACUACAUACGAGAGAACGAAUUGAUUCCACUAGAGGAAGCUCUAGAUCUUCUAGAUCAAGCUGACAAUGAAGGUAUUUUAGAGACAAACUAUGAUAACAUAACUAGAACCAUCCAGCCUGUAGAGCAUUUGAACACAGUGAUAACAACAGAACCUGAGAAGGAAACAUUCGAUCCUAUCGAGGAAUCAAUAACAAAGUCUCCUACUCCUACAGAGGAACAGGAAGAGGAACCUGAUAAUGAUCUCUUAGCCUUACCAGAAAAAUUGUCGAGUAAUGAGAAACCGUUAAAAGAAUCUGAAAAUCUUCCCCUGCAUGUGUUUCUGAGUAGAAAGGUGCAAGAGUCGAAAAAGAGAAAGGAACAACAAUUGAAGAAAAUACAGGAAGAGCAACAAAGGAUACUGAUGGACUUUCAGCCUACUAGAAGACAAAGAAAAUGCGCUAUUGGAAAACAGGGACUGCUGGCAGAAAUAAGUAGUUCUGACGAAGAAAUAAGUCCAAGAGAUAGGAGAGUCAGUGAAAAGUCGGAUCACGAUAAAGCAAGAAAACAAAAGAGGGAAUCAAAGGAGAAAAGGAAAGAAAGAUAUAUAGAGAAGAAACAUGAACAGAUGAUAGCCAAAGAACAAAAAGCCAUCGAGGAAGAAAUUCUCAGGGAGAUUGGGAAAAAGAAAGAAUCUUUUGGACAAAAUAUCGAGGAUGUCAGGGCGGACGUCAUUGAUACAAAGGAAUCAGAGAAUGCAGAAGCAGUAGAGAACAAAGUGUCACAAGAAUCAGCAAAAAAAAAGAAGCAUCAACCUAAAGAGAAACAAAAAAAACAGAACAAAACAGAUGGAGACGUUUAUAUCAAGAACAACCACGAAGGACUGAGUGAUUUAGAGAACAACUACAACAAAUCCACGCUGUUGGAAAUCAGUCACGAAAGCGAGAAUAACCAGGAAUCUUCUAUAAAGCAGAAGAAACACUGUAAGUCUCCAAUAAAACCAAAAAAGACUCUAAAAUCAGACCAGAAAGUUACGGCAGGUAAAAGAAGCAAAAGUUCGAACGUUGAUAAGAAGAACAAAACAGAUUCAAAGGGAUCAAAGGACAAAGAACGUAGGUCGUCUAGUGGCAAACGAGAUUCUGAUGACGAGGAGCUAAAGACGACCAAGUCUUGGAAUAAAGUUGAAGAAGGAGUCGGAGUGGCAAUUGGUCGACGGAAACGAGCAGCUGCUAAUCAAUUGUAUUAUUGGUCCAGUUCAAGCGAUGAAGAGGAAAUGCUGGAAGUGGUCCCGGCAGUCGAGGAGGAGGAAGACGAUCGUCAAGAACAACAUGGCUGGAUUGUUGGUGAUUCUCACAAGAGAAUGAUCACUAUGCUCGCUAUGGAGAAACAGCUGAAAGAGAAACGACGAAGAAGCGAAGAUGAAUUUGAACCUGGCAGGUCGAAGAGUAAAAAACACAGAAACAGUACCUCUUGAUACGUAUUUCACGACUAAUUUCGUCGAAAUGAUUAGGAAAAAAUUCGUGUUAUAGGGACAGAUAUUGUGACUAGGUACCUCAAACUGAUUAGAAAUAUGUUGAUGAAUGCAGAGUGCUUUUUCUAAAAUCCGGGACAUAACUGGAUAACUCGUAGAAUUUGAAUGACAGUAUAAGAACUGCAAUUCAUGAUACAUGAUGGUUUGUAACUAGAGUUAUCGCAGUAAU
Eufriesea mexicana is the source of this 17622-nucleotide messenger RNA. RefSeq names its product titin. Gene Ontology annotation, molecular function: nucleic acid binding; zinc ion binding. The record is from RefSeq and is a predicted model, not a curated record. NCBI's taxonomy places the organism in Eukaryota, Metazoa, Arthropoda, Insecta, Hymenoptera, Apidae.